Gadus macrocephalus (Pacific cod) is the source of this 1086-nucleotide messenger RNA. It is a transcript of the gene josd2, whose product is annotated as Josephin domain containing 2. Gene Ontology annotation, biological process: protein deubiquitination. NCBI's taxonomy places the organism in Eukaryota, Metazoa, Chordata, Actinopteri, Gadiformes, Gadidae. The record is from RefSeq and is a predicted model, not a curated record. Bases 241 to 804 code for a protein of 187 amino acids. The transcript is spliced from 5 exons. Gene Ontology annotation, molecular function: cysteine-type deubiquitinase activity.
UGGCAACACUACAAUCAAGCUGUCAUAGCCCAGCCUCUGUAAACGGGGAGAUGUUAUGUCAGUAGGUUUUUAUCUCUCUCUAGUUGUAUGAGAACGCGUUUUAUGUGUUCUAUGUGUAUUAUUCUUUAUGAAAGAUAACUUUACUUCCAGUUUUGUUGUUCGGUCUUUACGUUAUACACACAGCAGGGUAAGGGAUAGCUAGGAAGUUCAACUCUGCUAGUUAACCUACGUUAUCUAAGUAUGAACGAAGGAGAGGUUUUCCAUGAGAAGCAGAGACUGGAGCUGUGCGCCAUCCAUGCCCUGAACAACGUGCUGCAGGAGCGGGUGUUCACCAAGGAGACGGCAGACGACAUCUGCAAAAGGCUAGCUCCACAAUGUGUCGUGAACCCACACCGGUCAAUGUUAGGCACAGGAAACUACGAUGUCAAUGUGAUCAUGGCAGCGCUGCAGAGCAGAGAACUAGCGGCAGUAUGGUGGGACAAGCGCAGGACAGUACAGAAUCUCUGCUUGACUAAAGUCCAGGGCUUCAUAUUGAAUGUUCCUUCCCGGGUGUCGCUGGGAAUAGUGUCCCUCCCUCUCAGGCGACGCCACUGGCUAGCGGUGUGCAUGGUUAAUGGACAGUACUACAACCUGGACUCCAAGUUAAAGAAUCCCGUCUGCAUCGGAGGGGAGGCAGAACUAUGUUCGUUCCUCAGGGAGCAGCUCGCUCCAGAGGUGGCCGAGAUGCUUCUGGUCGUCCGGCAGGAGGUGGAAGAGGACGGCUCGUGGCUCAGCCCGGACAACCCCAGGACUGAUUCUCUUUGAGGGGUAUGGGGGGGGGACAGUAGUACAUCCACCCAUACCCAGCAAGGAAGAACUGUCGCUUUACAGUGACUGGGAGGGGUGGGGGGGGUAGGGACAUGCUUCAGAGAACUCUUCAUGGAGUGCACUAUGGAUAUGUUUGAAUUUCUGUGCACGUUCACAUUACACACACACACACACACACACACACACACACACACACACACACACACACACACACACACACACACACACACACACACACACACACACACACACACACACACACACACACACACACACACA